Messenger RNA from Sporothrix brasiliensis 5110, 906 nucleotides. Its product is annotated as acetylxylan esterase. The record is from RefSeq and is a predicted model, not a curated record. Bases 1 to 906 code for a protein of 301 amino acids. Gene Ontology annotation, molecular function: hydrolase activity. Gene Ontology annotation, cellular component: extracellular region. NCBI's taxonomy places the organism in Eukaryota, Fungi, Ascomycota, Sordariomycetes, Ophiostomatales, Ophiostomataceae. The transcript has a single exon.
AUGCACACCACACUUGUGCUCGGCCUCGUGUCGACACUGGCCGCGGUCGCCAGCGGCCAGGGCCUCAGCAAGGUCAACGACUUCAACGCCGGGCCGACGAAGCUGGGCAUGUACGUGUACGUGCCCAAGACGCUCGCGAAGCCGGCGCCGAUCCUGGUGGCGAUCCACCACUGCCAGGGCUCGGCGCAGGGCUACUCGACGGAGACGCACUACCAGCCGCUGGCGGACAAGCACGGCUUCGUCAUCAUCUACCCCAACUCAAAGUCGAGCGGCGGCUGCUUCGACGUGGCGUCGACGGCGUCGCUGACGCACGACGGCGGCGGCGACAGCCAGACGGUGGCCAACAUGGUCAAGUACGUGAUCCAAAAGUACGGCGGCGACGCCAACCGCACGUUUGUGACGGGCUCGUCGUCGGGCGCCAUGAUGACCAACGUCAUGGUGGGCGCGUACCCGGAGGUGUUCCAGGCCGGCAGCGUGUACUCGGGCGUGCCCGACGGCUGCUUCUUCGUGCAGGGCGCGACGGCCACGGAGGACCCGCCGGGCUGGGCCAACGCCUGCGCCAACGGGCAGCUCACCAAGACGGCGGCGCAGUGGGGCGACCUGACGCGGUCGUACUACAAGGGCUACACGGGGCCGCGGCCGCGCAUGCAGAUCUGGCACGGCACGGCCGACAACACGCUGCACUACCCCAACUACCAGGAGACGCUCAAGCAGUGGUCCAACGUGCUGGGGCUGUCGGACCCCAAGACGGCCGCCAACACGCCGCAGAGCGGCUACACGCAGACCAUCUACGGCGCGGGCACGUCGACGACGGCGCAGCUGGUCGGCUACAGCGGACAGGGCGUCGGCCACACGGUGCCGGUGCACGAGUCGAUGGACAUUGCCUUUUUUGGCCUGGACAAGUGA